AUGCUCUGCUCUGCAACACUCUCUCGUUUCUCACCCGCUCUCAGGCAUGAAAAACUGAGCCCUUCUUCCUUCAGCAACAAGCGAGCUCGCGUAUCCCCCACGGAGCGCGGCAGCUUUUGCUCGAGUUACGAUGGCAGUGAUGCCGCUUACGACACCACCACCCUGCCCACCGUGCCGGAAACGCCAACGUUGAACGGGCGGCACAUCGCCACCGCCGCCGGAGGAACGAGGUCUUACGAAGACAACAGCUUCCGUAGCGGCCGCGGCGGCGGCGGCGGCGACGGCGGCUACCCCCGCGCCGCGUCCCCGACCCCGUCGUACGUCUCCUCCUCGACGACCUUCUCGGCGGCGACGACUUCUGCGACGGCGCUGUCCUCGCGGGCCUCGCUGUCCUCCUGCCGGUCGUCGUUCACGUGCCCGUCCUCUUCCUCUUCCUCCUCGUACCGAGGGAAGAGCAGACACGACAGAGGAAGCGGUAGCAGCGGCCGCAGAUCCUCGUAUGCUUCGUCGCGCCCUUCUUCACUGGUCGCGGGAGGCGGCGGCGGUGUGGACUACUUUCCUAAGCCGUCUGUUUCGUGGAGCGGCGGACGCCGCAGCGGCAGUAGCAGCAGCGCCGUUGGCGGUGGCGGUGGUGCGAGCUGGCGGAGGAGAGACAGCAGUAGCCGCAGGGACCGCUGCAGCAGCAGGGAGAGGCACUUCUUCUGCCCCCCGCCCGCCCGACGUUCCUCCGCCGAUAAGGACUACGCCAGCGAGGCGAGCAGCAGCAGGAAGAGAAACAGGAGCUGCAGCAGGGAGAGGGGCAGCAGGGGCGACAGCCGGGGCAGGAGCAGCAGGAAGACGCCGACCACCGCCGAAAGUCGCUGCGGGGUGGAAUGCGCGCGUUGCCUGGAGUGGUGCCGCCCGAGCCGCUCGCCCAAGACGCCCAUCCCUCGCACCUUGCAGAUGGACUACUGGGUUCGCACCCCGAAUUGCAAGGCUGCCAAGUCGAAGCACAUCGACUUCAUCGAUGAUGUGGCCUACUCCCGAGAACAGUUCAUCGAAGAGACGGUGUUCACGUGCCCCUUCACGGGGGCGCGGCGGGCCAUCGUCCUGGAGCGGAACAUGUUCCCCUACGACGUGCCGACGGACGUGGAGCACUGGACGCUGUGGAGCCGCAAGGACCUCCCGAACGACGAGAUGGAGGCCUUCGUGCAGGGAUGGGCUGCGGAGAACCACCCCCACGCGGUGGAGUGGGAGUGCGACAACAACGAGGGCGAGCGGUCCAUCGACUGGUUCCACGUGCACGUAUUCUUCCGGCUGGGGUGCGAGGACAGGACCGGGGUCCCGCGGGAUCCAGCGUCCGUGUACGACGGCCCCUGCGGCAGCGCGGUCGCGGGCGGGCAGGAGGAGGAUGAGGAGGGGGCCGUUGUGGUCGGCGGCGGGGCUGAUGAUGAUGGGACCAGCACCGAUAGGGAUGAUGGAUCGCGCGCCGUUGGUGUAACCGACUGCGAGUGAUUUUUUUUUUCGUCGUGCCGUUUAUUCCGGAACGUCGAUCGAAGCAUGAGAAAAAAUCAUUUUUGUGAAGAUUGCGAAAGAGGGAAAAGUGUAAUCCAUCUGCGGCGGGUAUAAUAUGUUCCGAUUUUUUUUUUCUGUUUCGGGGUUUCGAGAAGAGUUUUGAGGAGGCGUUCUUCAAGAAGCAAGCGUGGACGGGCCAGACCGUCUUUGCGCAUCCGUGGGUAGUGUCUGUGUGGUAAGAUUCCGGUGUGUCGGACAUGUCAGUGUCUUGACAAUUUUUGAGGGUUGUUGGUGUGAGAGGUGGGCAAGAUUUUUGAUGAGCGUGACUCCUGUUUGUCUGCUCUGUUUCGUUUUCUCGAUGUUGUGUGGCUGUGGUGGAUGAUACUACCGGCCAGCUGACGUGUGUUGCUGUUUGGUGGCGUGCAGUUGAAGAAUUGUGGUUAAUGUUCGAGAAGCAACUCGACAUACGGCAUCUUAUGCGCCGUCGUGGCGUUGUCGAAUGUUGUACCUUUUAUUGUGUGUGAUGCAUAUGUACGAAAUAUGACUUUGAAAUAAAAAGGGGGGGAGGGGGGGAGCAUCUGCGCGUUCACCUAGACUUGCUGUAGAAUCAGGCAGCUAGCUCCCUUCGUGUUUGCCAUGGCAUCAUGGCGGUUGGCCGGUCAUGUCGUCAGAACAUUCGCAACAAAUGCACGCUCUCAUUAAGCGCAAAAUUAUAAAAACAUUUGUUAUACCACUGG
This is a messenger RNA of Ectocarpus siliculosus, 2231 nucleotides long. The record is from the annotation of a GenBank genome assembly. Lineage: Eukaryota; Phaeophyceae; Ectocarpales; Ectocarpaceae.